AUGGAAAGCGACGAGCCACAUCUCUCUCCGCUGCGACGGUUCACCUCGGCCGUGCGCUGGAGUUGGUACGCCAUCUCGCUCAGCUGGGGCGGGAUCGCCGUCUUGCUGCACCAGACACCGCACCAAUUCACAGGCCUCGUUACCAUCGGCACGAUCGUCUUCAUCGCCAACCUAGUCAUCUAUGCCGUUAUCACGGGGGCCUUCAUCUUCGAGGCGCUCAGCCCCAGCCCGACCGGCAAGGUCGCCUCCGGGCCCCCGGACUUCCGGACGCGCUGGCUGCACAUCCAGCAACUGACGGACCUGUACUUCAUCCCGAUCUCGCUGCUGGCCUUCGCGGCAAUUCUCUUUGGGGUGUCCUACUACGGGACGUCGCACUGCGGCCGGUGGCUGAUCCUGACGCUCCACGCGCUGUUCUGGGUGUACACGGCCGUCUCGCUGAUCCUGUGCAUCGUGCUCUCGUGGAUCAUCCCGCACACGCACACCACCCCGGAGAAGCACUACCCCAUCGUGCAGAUCCUGCCUUUCUUCCCGCCGAUGCUCAGCGGCACCAUGGCGGGCAUCCUCGCGCCGAACCAGCCCCCUAACCUCGCCAUACCGAUGCUGGUGGGCGGCACGACGAUGCAAGGCCUGGGCAUCCUGAUGUUCUUCGUGGUCCUCGCGCAGACGGCGCACACGCUCACCCGCAGCGGCCUGCCAGAAGGUAGAUUCCGGCCGGAGAUGUUCAUCGCCGUCGGCCCGCCGUGCUUCACCAUCAUCGCGUGGUACGGCAUGGCCUCCGCGGCCAUCGAGAAGCUGCCGGAUUAUUUUCUGAGUAAGGCCAGUAGCGUGCACACCGCCGACGUCCUGUAUAUCCUGGCCGUGGUCGCCGGGGUCAGUCUGUGGGUGCUGGCGUUCGUGCAGUUCUGGCUGGCCGUGCUGAGUAUGGUGGAGGCGAUGGUGCGCGGGCUGAUUGCGUAUGAGUUGAACUGGUGGUGCAUGGUCUUUCCGUUGACGGGGUUUGUGCUGUGUACGUGUAAUCUGGGCCAGGCCUUGAAUUCUCCGGCAAUUCUCUGGGUGGGCUCCGCCAUGACGAUCGGGCAGGUCGCGCUGUGGUUGGUGAUUUGUGGGUGUCAGAUUGUCGUCUGGGUGCGACGAGGGUGGUGA
This is a messenger RNA of Aspergillus uvarum CBS 121591, 1143 nucleotides long. RefSeq names its product tellurite-resistance/dicarboxylate transporter family protein. Gene Ontology annotation, biological process: malate transmembrane transport. The transcript has a single exon. Lineage: Eukaryota; Fungi; Ascomycota; Eurotiomycetes; Eurotiales; Aspergillaceae. The record is from RefSeq and is a predicted model, not a curated record. Bases 1 to 1143 code for a protein of 380 amino acids. Gene Ontology annotation, cellular component: membrane. Gene Ontology annotation, molecular function: malate transmembrane transporter activity.